This is a messenger RNA of Seminavis robusta, 3556 nucleotides long. The record is from the annotation of a GenBank genome assembly. NCBI's taxonomy places the organism in Eukaryota, Bacillariophyta, Bacillariophyceae, Naviculales, Naviculaceae.
AUCAUUCUCUUAGCUAACGGCACGCCAGUGCUAGCUUAAUCCCAUCCCCCAGGCCAGAGAUGACAGCUUCGUAUGUCAACCACAUACGGUACAUCUAUCUUAUCUUUGCUCAGCCAUCACACUUGGCGCUUUAGGGCGGCUGUUAGCUGGGCUUCUGGAGUGGAGUCGGGUCUCCCAGUUACCUUGCCACUUGACUAGACUACUAUACUAGGCUUUUACAACCCCCAUAGCGGAUGAUUCGAUUCGAUUCCACCGCCCAAACAGCCUCGGGCGGCCAUAAAAACUAGACAGAUAAUCCGCUGGUCGAAGCAACGCCACACCUUUGUAGCUGACCGCUCAUGGAUCGUCCGCCAAUUUCGUAGACUGCAUACAUCUAUCCAGCUGGCUAGCUAGUAGGCUUUUACAUCACCAAAGGAGGAUGUUUCCGUCUCCCAGGAAUCAUCAGGAAGCCAACAUCAGAUUCUAGCUAGCUAGUGGCAGCCAGAGGAGUCGACAGCCUCGAACGUCAACCACACCCAUCAGCUGACUAAAAUUGGCUGGGCCAACAGACAACCCCGACCGAAGCAACGCCACACCUCUCGGCUGCUUUUAUUAUCCAUCGCCACAUCGCCACACCUUUCGGCUGGCCGCUUCUAUUUUUUCGUCCAUUCCGGCAUACUGGUACGGGGUACGGUAGAGGUGGAUGCAGAGCUGUAUGCAGCGUACCUGUAAGAAGUGAAAUGCUACGUGACGAGGAGCAUCCACGAAGCACCGACUCAAAUCUAGUGAGAUCCAACCAUUAAACCUCACACGGAAGCCGAGUCUUCAAUACAAGCGAUUACAAUAAGUAUCUCUUGUCUUGCUUUCAAUCCAAGUCUCCAAUUCGCUUCUCGGGAAUGGUACUGGAUGUACAGAGAUGUCUACAGGAGGGCCCUUCCACUUUGCAGCGUGACUGAAAUGGUUAAUUCAAUGAACGGUUCACUGGCUCUUGAGAACGCAAGGUAAACUUUGCCUGUAGAAAUGGUACCACAACGUACCAAAAGGGUGAUAUCUUUCGGCGAGCCUGUGAAAGGUGUGUUGGGUGAUGUUGAGUGAAGCCGAGCUGAAGUUGUGACGUUGUCAUGCAUGCUUCUCACAAAAAAAGAUUCUCACAAAACAAAAUCAAUUGUGCAACAAACAACAAAUACCCUACCAGUAUCUUUCUACUCUUUCUAUUCAAGCAGUGACAUCCGCAAUGAUGUUUUCUCUGAUGUUUUCCAAGGGCGCAGCACUGCUCUCCUUGCUCAUGUUGGCUUCUGGCCCCUCGUUGGCGGAUUCCAAGAUGAUAUUGCAACAGGAACUGUUCGGAACCGAUGUCGCGGCAUUCGACGAUAGUUGGGCCGGUGCCGUGGCGAUUGAAGGAGACAUUGCAGUGGUCGGUGCCCAUGGCGAUGAUAUCAACCGCACAACCAUUGAACCUGGAUCCGUCUUUAUCUUUGAAAAGGAUGCCGCCACCGGCGAGUGGACCGAAUUGCAGCAAAUCUUUGCCGGUCUCGCGGACGACGGAGAUGAGUUUGGAAAAUCGCUGGUCCUCGAAGGAACGCUACUUGUUGUGGGAGCUCCUUCCAGCGAGGAGGAUGACCUUCUCCGUGCCGGAUCGGUUUAUAUCUUUGAACGAACUGGAACAAACCCUGGUGAUAAAUUUCAAUUUAUGAUGAAAUUGAUUUCCCCUGACGGCCCGCGGGCCUCCGGAGAAUUUGGCUAUUCGGUGGAUAUUUCGGGUGAUACAAUCAUCAUAGGCGAACCAAAUGAUCCCUGGUCCGACAUUGUGGCCGGCUUUGCGCAUAUCUAUGAGCGAGAUGGAGCAGAUGUGUGGGGUUUCGGACAGACUCUUACCAUUCCACAAGACUUUGCGACCGACUUGGAAAACGACGAGUUUGGAACUUCCGUCGCAGUCGAUGGGGACACGGCUGUCAUUGGAGCUCCUGGUGUGAGCUUGGCAUUUGUUUAUUCUCGUGCUGCCACUUUGACAGAGUGGGAGUUGGAGUCCACCCUUGAAUCCACCGACGAGUUGACGACCGAGUUUGGAUCGUCGGUCGAUAUUGACGGAGACAUGCUCGUGGUGAACACCCUAGCUUACGGGGAGAAUUUGCACGUCUUUUUUCGAGAUCCCACUGACAAUUCGUGGACGUUUGAUGCGGUUUUACUGACUGGGAGCUUUGAUGUUGCCAUCUCGGAUGGAUUUAUUGUGGGAGGUGAUGUCUGGGUUCGCUACAACGAAACAUGGCAGGAGAUUGAUGGGCUCAAGUUUGCAACCGCCGUUGCGAUCUCUGGAAACCAAGUCAUUGCAGGAGACACCAGCGUUAAUGCUUUCAUUUAUACGAUCCCUGAAGCUCUGUGGUUUCAAACACAGCAGUUGGAAGCAAACGCGGCAGACUCCAAUGAAAACUUUGGAGAGGCCAUGGAUAUUGACAACGUGAACGACAACAUGGUGAUCUGUGACGCAGAACACUCUGACGGAUCGGUCGGAAGGGCCUAUCUCUAUGAGCGUGUGGAUGGCGAAUGGUCCAACAUUCAGGUGCUCACGGAAGGUCCAGCUGGUGAGGACUAUGAGUACUGCUCGGAUGCAGCAAUCGACGGUGAAUGGCUUGCGGUAGUAGCAAACGGCGGCGUCCACGUGUAUCAACUAGUGGACGGUCUCUGGGUGAACUUUCAAGACCUGCAACUCCCUCUCGGUGUCGGCGACUGCUUUUCCUGCUCCUUUUCCUUUGUGGAUCUCAGUGACGACACCCUGAUCUUGGGUCAAUAUGGCAUCAUCAGCCCUGGAGCCGCUCACAUCUUUUCCAAUGACGGGACCGAAUGGUCCUAUCUCCAAACACUUGAAUCCCCCGAUGGUGGUCCCGAUGAUAAUUUUGGUUUCCUCGGCGGAGUGUCAUCGGAUCAAAUUCUGGUGACUGACGAUGAAAAUGAUAGCAACGGUGAUAAGGCAGGCAGUGUCUACGCGUAUGCCCGAACCCCGGACGGUGAUUGGGAAUUUGAACAAAAGAUUGUUCUCGAGACACCAUCCCCCGGUGCUGAAUUCGGAUCGAGAUUGGCAUUUAGCAAUGGUGUGGCUGUCGUUGCAGUCAGUGGUCUUCAUCGGUACAGCGAGAACAAGUACGUUGUGUCGAAGGACUCAACUGGUUGGGGCAUCCGUAGCGUGGUCCAGACAGAUGGAUUCGUUUUGGGAUUGUCUGGAGACGCCACAAGGAUUGCAACACCAACGGUGAGCUUCACGCAACUUAGCAACGGAACUUGGGUGGAGGAUCUCUCCUUUGAGGACUAUCGCCCAGGCCGAGCCGUGGCGGUUUCCUCGUCAGGGGAUGCCGUAAUCAUUGUCGAGCACGAUAAUACUGCCCAGGUCUAUUCGUUGGUCGAUAUCCUGGGUGCUGAAGAGGAGACCUCAUCGAAUGUUGGCACAGGCGUGGGAGCCAGCAGGUUGGGCGAAUUCCCUUAGGUGUGCUUUUGGCCGCACAAGGCCGGUAUCAGGCUGCUGGAGAUUCCAGACAUUCUUACAUGUAGUAUUGGAAGAAACUUAUAGUGAACGAUUUAACUGAUG